GAGAGAGAGAGAAACAGGGAGAGGGAAAGAAAAAAAGAAAAAAAAAAGAGAGAGACACACGCACACGCAUACGCGUACUCAGAUUUCCCCCACCUAUAUACAUACUGUUCAUAGAUCACCGGAAAUUCUUCGACUUUAUUAAAAGCACCAAUAGCAAAGCACAUUUUUCAUAGGGGCUAUUUCAAUUUCCACUUCUUCUUCACUUUUAUUCUACCGAUAUAAAAGCCGCGAUUUUUCGACAAAACCAACAUGCCCGUCUUACUCGGACGAGUCUCUUUCUACUACGGCUUCUCAAGGAUCACAAGAAGACAGACAAGUAAUAUACGAAAUUUUUCGAUCGUUUCUUGUAACAGUGUUAAACCACGUAAAUCAAUUGGAAAUCAUCUUCGAUAUACCCUACAAUUUCGUCGAUCCAACUAUCACGAAUUGAUCACGGAUUCUUCAGGAUCGAUAAAACGUACUUACUUAUCGAUAUCGUCGCAUACUAUUCCCGCCAACUACAAAAGUAUCAUACUCAAUCGAAACAUGCCGUACGCGACCGACAUUUACUAUCCACAAGUUUCGAAUUUGGUUACACGUGCUGCAGAAGCAUUGAAUAAUGGAUACGAUUGCAUUGGUAAAAUCCCGUUACUGAAUGCACCGAGCAUACCGCUUUCGUCAAAAAUUCGUAGUUAUAUAGAGGAGUGUGCUACUCGGUGCUUGCCCAAGGACAUUUACAUAUGUAAUGGAAGUGAUACUGAACAUGCAGAAUUAUUGAAACUUCUCGAAAAAAAUAAAACGAUUCAACCGUUACCAAAAUACGAAAACUGUUGGUUGGCCAGAACGAAUCCAGCGGACGUAGCACGCGUCGAAAGCCGUACGUUUAUUAGUACGGAUAAACAAAAUGAUACAAUUCCAACACCUAGAAAAGGCGUCGUUGGUGAACUUGGAAACUGGAUUUCGCCUGUUGACAUGGACAAAGCUAUUCUCGAACGAUUCCCAGGUUGCAUGAAAAAUCGUACGAUGUAUGUGAUACCCUUUAACAUGGGACCAAUUGGAUCACCGCUUGCUAAGAUAGGUAUAGAGAUAACGGAUUCUCCUUACGUUGUCUGUUCGAUGAAGAUCAUGACGAGAAUGGGUACAAAAAUUUUGGAAAUACUCGGUAACGACGAUUUCGUCAAAUGUUUACAUUCGGUUGGUACACCCAAAGCCGAUUCGAAUGUUACCGUUUAUCCAUCCUGGCCAUGUGAUCCAGAGAGAACCAUUAUCCUUCAUAAGCCCGCGAAAAACGAGAUCGUUUCGUACGGUAGUGGUUACGGAGGUAACUCUCUGCUUGGUAAAAAAUGUCUCGCUUUAAGAAUUGGAUCAACGAUUGCUAGAGACGAGGGAUGGCUAGCCGAACACAUGUUGAUAUUAGGAAUCACCAAUCCAAAUGGUAAAAAACGUUAUAUAGCCGCUGCGUUUCCAAGUGCCUGUGGAAAGACAAACUUGGCAAUGAUGAAACCAACUCUUCCGGGUUAUAAAAUUGAAUGUGUGGGAGACGAUAUCGCUUGGAUGAAAUUCGACGACGAAGGUAGGCUUCGCGCGAUUAAUCCAGAAUAUGGAUUCUUUGGUGUAGCUCCAGGAACAAGUAUGGCGACCAAUCCCAAUGCUAUGAUGACGAUCUUUAAAAAUACUCUCUUUACAAACGUUGCUGCUACAAGUGACGGUGGUGUUUUUUGGGAAGGAAUGGAGAAAGAAAUAAACGAUUCCAUCGAAAUAACCGAUUGGCGAGGUAACAACAAAUGGAAGAGCACUUCAAAAACUCCGGCUGCUCAUCCUAAUUCAAGAUUCUGUACACCUGCGAAACAAUGUCCGAUAAUCGAUCCAGCUUGGGAAGAUCCAAAUGGUGUCCCGAUCGAUGCGAUACUCUUCGGUGGUCGCAGACCAGAAGGUGUCCCAUUGAUAUACCAAGCACGAAACUGGCAACACGGUGUUUUCAUUGGAGCGUCGAUGAGAUCCGAAGCAACUGCUGCUGCUGAAUACAAGGGCAAAAUGAUUAUGCACGAUCCGUUCGCAAUGAGACCCUUCUUUGGAUACAAUUUCGGACAUUAUGUCAAUCAUUGGUUGAACAUGGCUAAUGUGAAAAACGCUAAAUUACCUGCUAUAUUUCACGUUAAUUGGUUUAGAAAAGAUGCCAAUGGUAAAUUUCUUUGGCCGGGAUUCGGUGAAAAUUCACGUGUUUUGGAUUGGAUCCUUCGUAGGAUCGACAAUGAAAACAUAGCGAGAAAUUCUCCGAUUGGUCUUAUACCGAAAAUCGACUCGCUUAAUCUGAAAAAUUUGAAAGAGGAUAUUGAUAUGGAUGAAUUGUUCAGGAUACCUAAAUCUUUCUGGCAAAAAGAGGUGAAAGAUUUAAGGGAAUACUUCGAUGCACAAGUUGGUAAAGAUCUUCCGAAAGCUAUCCUGUCCGAACUCGAUCAUCUCGAAAAACAUCUUAAUAAGAUUUAAGAUCCUUUCUAUGAUCUCGACUCGACUGAAAAUUUGGAAAAUUUAAUAAUGGAAUAUUUGUUCUUCCUGAUUCUUCCUGACCUAAGAAAGAUCUAUGAUCCAUAAUAUAAAUUUCCUUGAUAAAUUUA
Molecule: messenger RNA, 2594 nt
Organism: Vespula pensylvanica (western yellowjacket)
Lineage: Eukaryota; Metazoa; Arthropoda; Insecta; Hymenoptera; Vespidae
Product: phosphoenolpyruvate carboxykinase [GTP]-like
Exons: 7
Coding region: 250-2466 (738 amino acids)
Biological process (GO): cellular response to insulin stimulus; hepatocyte differentiation; response to starvation
Cellular component (GO): cytosol
Molecular function (GO): manganese ion binding; GTP binding; phosphoenolpyruvate carboxykinase (GTP) activity
Source: RefSeq, a predicted model, not a curated record